Molecule: messenger RNA, 751 nt
Organism: Sinocyclocheilus rhinocerous
Lineage: Eukaryota; Metazoa; Chordata; Actinopteri; Cypriniformes; Cyprinidae
Gene: snu13a
Product: SNU13 homolog, small nuclear ribonucleoprotein a (U4/U6.U5)
Exons: 3
Coding region: 192-578 (128 amino acids)
Biological process (GO): ribosome biogenesis
Cellular component (GO): ribonucleoprotein complex; nucleolus
Molecular function (GO): RNA binding
Source: RefSeq, a predicted model, not a curated record
AACUUUUAAUCUCGCGGUCUCAUUUUGAUGACGCACGCCGAUGCGCCAGCAACACACGCGCAGAACGUUCGCUGUUCGACUCACGAUCCGUUUAAUAAACUCCGCAGCGGUCCGCUUGUCCUCCGUGAAGCACACGCCGAGAGGACCACUCGCGUUUAUUUCUACAGACAUCUAAAUCACAGCUUGCAGAAAUGGCUGAAUCAGACGUGAAUCCUAAAGCUUAUCCUCUGGCGGACGCCACUCUCGCCAAAACCAUCCUAGACCUGGUUCAACAAGCGGCCAAUUACAAACAACUGAGAAAAGGGGCCAAUGAAGCCACUAAAACCCUGAACCGAGGCAUUGCGGAGUUCAUCGUGAUGGCUGCCGAUGCUGAACCUCUGGAGAUCAUCCUUCAUCUGCCUCUGCUGUGUGAGGACAAGAACGUCCCGUACGUGUUUGUGCGCUCCAAGCAGGCCUUGGGCCGCGCGUGCGGGGUGUCCCGGCCCGUCAUCGCCACCUCGGUCACCAUUAAGGAAGGCUCUCAGCUCAAGCCUCAGAUUCAGUCGGUGCAGAUGGCCAUCGAGAGACUGCUGGUCUGAGACCUCUUCCGCACAUCUGCAGUUUUGAUUUUCCCCUCGUUUGUCACUUACCACCUACAUUUUAAUUCUUAUUUUGAUUUGUUUUGUGUAUGUUGAGUUUUAAAGUGUUCACUUUCUCAUUUUGCCACUGGGCGAGCACAUGUACAUUUAUAUUAAGGAAAGAAAAAUAUAAU